UCGCGGCACAUGAAUGAAUGUCCACAGCCUAAAAUUGUAAUGAAUGAUUUUCUGUGCGUGAUCGAGAUGGAAAUUUAAUUUUACCAUUUCUGUAAUCUAUUUUCAAGGCUUACGGUGUUCAACCUUUUUGAAGUGGAUCAUAUGAGAAAAGGUACCUAAAACUUAUUACGAUUAUUUUUGCUGCUGUAAAGCUUCAUUGCGCUUAUCGAUCACUAGGAGCAUACAUCCAUUUGUUUUUUUGUCAGUCUCCAAGCCAGUAAUAGCCUAAUGGUCUGCGUUGUUGUUUUUCGCUAGCAACGGUGAGAUCUCUGCCACAACGGUUCGCCCAGUAAACAGCCUCCUGCUUUCAAAACAAUGGAAGUCACGGAAAAAGCUUUUAGGCAAAUCACCCAGUAAUUGUUCCCUUACAAUAACAAUGAUCUCGCCGAGUAAUUAUUCUGCCGACUUAUUUUCUUUUUCAAUUUCAUGAACCAGUAGAUCUACUGUUUGGAAUAUGAAAUUAUUACAUUUUUCCAACAUACUGACAUUGAUUUUUGAAAAAUUUGACGAUUUCGGUGCGCUUGAUAAAGCGCCUAACUAACUUAUUUAUCGUUGGCAAGAAAAUAGACUAUCACCACCAAAAAAACCCACCGCAAAAUCUCGGAAGUCGUUUAUCGUAAAAUUACAAUGUAUUUACGCAUUUAAAAGAUCGAUUUCAAUCGGUUUCUAUUCAAUCAUUUGUUGAUGAGUUGACGACACCGUUGUGAAUAGUUUCCCCCACGAAAACGUAAAGCUUUCCGUCUUCGAGCAUUGAAGAAGGGCGCGCCGAAAAAAGGCCGCCUUGUUGUUCCGGUGUUCCAAACGCCAACGAUUCCAGCAUGGAUGUGAACUCUUCUUUACCCGACAGUAACUCAACAAAUACCGAAGACCAGCCGGCGGUAUUAACGACGGUACUUUUUUCGUUUGUAAUAGCCACUGGUUUUCCAGGGAACUUACUGAUCGUGAUCGCAGUGAUCGGCCGCCAGCAGUUGAGAGCCCCAUGUUAUUCUUUGAUCCUCAGCAUCGCUGUAGCCGACCUUGGUAUGGCUCUCAUUGCAGCUCCUCAGCGCAUUAUAGAGAAUUACAUCGGUUGGCCUUUUGGCAAUUUCAUGUGCAAUUUUCUUGCCUCCAUCCAAGAACUUUUCGUCAGCGUUUCAGUAAUGACACACACCGCCAUUGCUCUAGAGAGAUACCGUGCAAUCGUGCAGCCGUUUAGAGAGCGAAUGAGCUGGAAGAUGGCAAAGAUCACGGUAGCUGUUAUUUGGUUAGGCUGCUACAUAAGCGCGGCCUUGCCUCAAGCUGUUAUGCUUGAUCUCUAUCAAGAACCCGACGGGAAAGUUUACUGCACUCCGGAGUUCCCUUCCGACGAAGUCCGCCGCGUGUACGAAUUUUACCUCGUAACAGUGUUCAUCGCAGUACCUUUGUUUAUCCAGUCAUGGUGUUACGUAAACGUGUUUCUGGUCGCCAACCGUGAACUGGAUCGACUCACCAGGGAGAACUCUAUCAGGAAGGAUAUUCUUGAAAGAAGCAAGAAAAAGAUUCGCCUGGUCAAAGUAUUAGUGUCUCUUGUGGCAGUUUUCCAGUGCUGUUCAAUUCCUCGCGGUGUUUUGAUGCUGAUAAGAGAAUUCGAAGGUGACGACGCGAUGGAGGAAAACCUGUUUUACUGGUAUACCGACGUAAUUUCUCUUUUCGCUUAUUAUAUCAAGCAUAUGAUAAACCCUGUUAUUCUUUGGAGCACAAGCAGCGAGUUUCGAUUUUGCUGUUGAAAGUAAUCUAUCUUCAACGCAAUAGAAACAUUUCCGGUCUUCCUCUUAGGUAGAAAAGAUGCAUGCCAAUUUUUGAAAACAAAAUUGCGGUGAAAACUCAAAGAAAAACUUAAACUAGAACAAAACAAACAAAAUAACAAACUCUCAAUUCAAACUCGAAAAUUUAACUGUUCUUUGUUACUUUGUGCCGCACAAUGCUUGCAGUGGAAAUGAAGAGGAAAAUAGGCGCCGUUUGAUGAUCUAAUGCGGCGCCUGAAUUUUGUUUUUAUUGUUUUGGUUUUUGUUGUUGUUGUCGUUGUUGUUUUCUUUUCUAGUGGUUCGCACGACCGAUUACGUGCAAUUCGCUCAAUUCGAUUUCGUUUUUCAGUAAUGUAUUUCAAAUUUCAUUUUAAAUUCUCUACUGCCUGUA
Stylophora pistillata is the source of this 2193-nucleotide messenger RNA. RefSeq names its product neuropeptide FF receptor 2-like. The record is from RefSeq and is a predicted model, not a curated record. NCBI's taxonomy places the organism in Eukaryota, Metazoa, Cnidaria, Anthozoa, Scleractinia, Pocilloporidae. Gene Ontology annotation, biological process: G protein-coupled receptor signaling pathway. Gene Ontology annotation, cellular component: plasma membrane. Gene Ontology annotation, molecular function: G protein-coupled receptor activity.